Molecule: messenger RNA, 1817 nt
Organism: Cannabis sativa
Lineage: Eukaryota; Viridiplantae; Streptophyta; Magnoliopsida; Rosales; Cannabaceae
Exons: 8
Coding region: 499-1551 (350 amino acids)
Biological process (GO): spliceosomal snRNP assembly
Cellular component (GO): SMN complex
Molecular function (GO): RNA binding; protein binding
Source: RefSeq, a predicted model, not a curated record
GCUAGUACGAUACACACAGAGAUCCGAUUUAGGAAAAAUAAGGCCCAAAAUUAGUCUCUAUAAAACCGACUCACUUGUUCUUCCAUCUUCUUUGCGCCUAGCCCUUUUCUUGCAGAGAGCUCUGUUCUCUUACUUUUUAUUUUCUUUUUUUUUUUAGUUUUUUCUUCUUUCUUUUUUUUUUCACUUUUCUUUUUCCUUCUUGAUUUAGAACUUUUUAAUUUUAUUCUGGGCAAUUUGGUUUAAGAUUUUAUCAUAAUCAGAGCCAUUGUCAAGGGUUAGGAGGUGUGGAUCGGUUCUUGAAUUUCUCAAAAUAACUCGUGUUUUCCCACCUGUGUCCAAAUAUACCGCCAAUUUCUAUUUGCACUGAAAUUUCUUUGUACAAUCCCAGAUUUAUCAACGGUUUUUUCGUUGCCCUGUUUAAUUGGAAUAUAGAUCAGAAGAAGGAUUAGUUUUGUUUUUGGUAUUUGGGUUUUUAUCUGAUUUGGAGUUUUGAGCGAUAUGGAUAAGAAGAAGGUGGCUGUUCCACUUGUUUGCCAUGGCCAUUCGCGUCCCGUGGUCGAUUUGUUUUAUAGUCCCGUCACGCCUGAUGGGUUCUUCCUCAUUAGUGCCAGCAAAGAUUCUAGUCCCAUGCUGAGAAAUGGGGAGACUGGUGAUUGGAUUGGAACAUUUGAAGGGCAUAAAGGGGCAGUGUGGAGCUGCGGCUUGGAUACUAAUGCUCUUCGUGCUGCAACUGGUUCUGCUGACUUUUCUGCGAAAGUUUGGGAUGCCUUAACCGGGGAUGUACUACACUCUUUUGAGCACAAGCACAUUGUCCGAGCCUGUGCCUUUUCAGAGGAUACACACCUUUUAUUAACUGGAGGAUUUGAGAAAGCUCUUCGGAUCUAUGAUUUGAAUCGGCCAGAUGCCCCUCCUAGAGAAGUGGACAAAUCCCCUGGUUCAAUUAGAACUGUUGCAUGGCUCCACAGUGAUCAGACAAUAUUAAGUUCUUGUACUGAUAUGGGUGGUGUGAGAUUAUGGGAUGUAAGAAGUGGUAAAAUAGUUCAAACGCUUGAAACCAAGUCAUCUGUCACUAGUGCUGAGGUUAGUCAAGAUGGUCGCUACAUAACAACUGCUGAUGGGUCUACUGUUAAGUUCUGGGAUGCAAAUUAUUUUGGGUUGGUCAAGAGCUAUGAAAUGCCAUGCACGGUAGAGUCAGCUUCGCUGGAACCAAAAUACGGGAACAAGUUCAUUGCUGGAGGAGAAGAUAUGUGGAUCCAUGUAUUUGAUUUCCACACCGGUGAAGAGAUUACAUGCAACAAGGGUCAUCAUGGUCCUGUUCACUGUGUGCGUUUCUCUCCUGGAGGGGAAUCAUAUGCCUCGGGAUCUGAGGAUGGAACCAUUAGAAUUUGGCAGACUGGCCCUUUGACAAACGAUGACACUGAAGCUGUUACAGCAAACGGGGCAGCUGGAAAAGUCAAGGUAACCGUAGAUGAGGUUUCUCGAAAAAUUGAGGGGUUCCAAAUUGCUGAUGAAGGAAAAUCUGCAGAGAAGGAAGAGGCAAGAAAUGAGUGAUAAUCCUAAGUGAUAUAAACCAGACUUUUUGUUUUCUUUUUGUACCAUUUUUAGUUGCUGCUGCUGCUGCUGUGGUCAGAUGUCAAAAAUUUCCAUAUAAGAUUUUAGGUGCUGCAUUCCUCUCUCCUUUUACUUUUCUUUUUUGUUACUUUAUAUUCUGGCAGAAUGUAUAUGCAAGAAGACGACAGGUAUAUCUUUCUUAUUGAAACAGCUUGAUGUUGGAAACUUUUUGAAGAUCAAUAGAAUUAAAGUGUUUUGAUUGUUCC